Cebus imitator (Panamanian white-faced capuchin) is the source of this 1534-nucleotide messenger RNA. RefSeq names its product phospholipid scramblase 2-like. The transcript is spliced from 9 exons. Gene Ontology annotation, biological process: plasma membrane phospholipid scrambling. The record is from RefSeq and is a predicted model, not a curated record. Gene Ontology annotation, molecular function: phospholipid scramblase activity. NCBI's taxonomy places the organism in Eukaryota, Metazoa, Chordata, Mammalia, Primates, Cebidae. The coding region runs from base 1 to 1071 and encodes 356 amino acids. Gene Ontology annotation, cellular component: plasma membrane.
AUGAUGCUCCGCCCCAUCAUUGUGUUUGCGUCAGAGGGCGGGGCAAGGGCCCGACGGGCUUCGGGAAGCGAUACCGGAAGUGGAACCAGAACUCGGCAAGGGGUCCCAGGUGGCCCAGCGGCGCUGUGGCUCACCUCAGAACCACUCCAAAAUACCAAGUACAAAGUUUCACUUGGUAGUCAAGGUGCUAUGGCUGUGACAACUCAUGAGAGACCUCCCAGACAUAUUGCCUACCCUAAGCACCAGGCUGGACACACUGGGAAACAGCCUGGCCACAUGGGCUCCCAGGCCUUCUACCCAGGACGUCAGCAUGGCUACCUAGUCUCACCAGCUCGCCCAGCUGGCAUUCCUGUUCAAAAUCAGCCAGGUAGACCUGCAGGGGUACCAUGGAUGCCAGCACCACCACCACUAUUAAAUGGUCCACCUGGAUUGGAAUACUUAAGUCAGAUAGAUACGAUACUGAUUCAUCAGCAAAUUGAACCUGUGGAAGUCUUACUCCGUUUUGAAAGUAAUAAUAAGUAUGAAAUCAAGAACAGCUUUGGGCAGAGGAUUUAUUUUGCAGCAGAAGAUAGUCAUUUCUGUAGCCGAAAUUGCUGUGGGCCAUCUAGACCUUUUACCUUGAGGAUUAUUGAUAAUCUGGGUCGAGAAGUCAUAACUCUGGAAAGACCACUAAGAUGUAACUGUUGUUGUUGUCCCUGCUGCCUUCAGGAGAUAGAAAUCCAAGCUCCUCCUGGUGUACCAAUAGGUUAUGUUACUCAGACCUGGUACCCAUAUCUAAAAAAGUUUACAAUUCAAAAUCAGAAAGGAGAGGAUGUACUAAAAAUGAGUGGUCCAUGUAUUAUGUGCAGCUGUUGUGGUGGAGAUGUUGAUUUUGAGAUUACAUCUCUUGAUGAACAAAUUGUGGUUGGCAGGAUUUCUAAGCACUGGACUGGGAUUUUAAGAGAGGCAUUUACAGAUGCUGACAACUUUGGGAUCCAUUUCCCUAGAAACCUUGAUGUUAAAAUGAAAGCCGUGCUGAUUGGUGCCUGUUUCCUCAUUGACUACAUGUUUUUUGAAAGAACUAGGAAUUGAUUGGAAUGUCAGAGUGUCAGAGUGGAUUAAUGAAGAAGGCAAAAAGUAAAAGAUGGAAGUAGAUGCUAUGCUGCUGACUUUGAAGAUGGAGGAAGGGGUCCACAAACCAAGGGAUGCAGGCAGCCUCUGGAAGAUGGGUAAGGCCAGAAAAAAAUAAAACAAAACAAACCUGAAACAAUACAUGUUUUUUCUUUCCUUAGAGCCCUUACAAAGAAGAGAGUCCUGCUGAUUCAAUUUAGAAUUCUUAAUUUCAUUACUCUAAUAUCAUAUAUGUAUUGUUUUAAGCCACCAAGUAUAUUGUGAUAUGUUAUAGCAGCAACAGGAAAUUAAUACAGAUUUUGGUACGUACUUGAAAGUGGGACAUUGAUUGCUAUAGCAAGCACCUAAAAAUACAUAAGUGGCUUUGGAAUUGUGUAAUGAGUUAAAGCUGGAAGAACUUUGAGAAGCAUAAUAGAAAAAUCCU